Macrobrachium nipponense is the source of this 2196-nucleotide messenger RNA. RefSeq lists its product as uncharacterized. The transcript is spliced from 2 exons. Bases 166 to 1911 code for a protein of 581 amino acids. The record is from RefSeq and is a predicted model, not a curated record. NCBI's taxonomy places the organism in Eukaryota, Metazoa, Arthropoda, Malacostraca, Decapoda, Palaemonidae.
CAUCAUACACAGCUUUCCGUUGAAAGUGCAAGCACCGUCCGGCGUGGCUUGAAAAGCAAAACCGCUACACCUUUUAACCGGAUUCUUGCCAAAACCGAAUCGCGGAUCUGUAACUCUGCAACUCUACUUAGUGACGAUCGAGUCAAAGUGAGCCAAAGCACGAAGAUGACGUCCAAGGCGCCCCGUUAUCAAGUCAGCCAAUUAAGAGAAGAAAACUCGCGAUUCCCUAAGCAAUGUUCGCUCGGCAAUCCUUUAGGGAGCGACGUGCGGGAGCUAGAAAAUGAUAUGCGGUACAUCUGUGCAGGUUUCUCGCCCGAUGACCUCCAAGAGGAAUUCGAGAGAACCACACACUUCCACAUAGACAGCAUAGCUGCCAGUGUGUGGGGAGAUGAAAGGAAACAACAGCAAGACACUCAAGGUUUACAAGCAAUGGACACAUUUGCUCGUCCAUCCGAAGACAGCGAAAUCAUUAACUGGGACAUGCGGAGCAUGAACGAAGUACUAAAGGCACAAGAAAACCUGAAUGUUCAAACGCAAGACUCAAUGGAAAUCUCUUUACGAGACUCGGAGGAGACUUCUUUGCUAGAAUCACAAGACCCAACAAUAACUUAUCUCGAAGAAUCACAAGACUAUGUCUUGAAACAGACACAAGCAAACUCCUUCCGAGACUGUGGAACAUUUCCCGUCCAAGAGUCCCGAGGGCUUUACCUGCAAAAUUCGAACAGUUCGCAAACAGCACACGAUGUGAAGGAAGCUUGUUUCGGGGCGCAAUUCCAGUCGAGGCAAUGGCAUUUCGACGGAGGACUGAGCGCGCAGCCUCCCCUUCAAUGGGAAUCCGAUCACCUGACGAACACUUUCACCGAAUACCACUCGACCUCUCCUGAUGAUUCCUCCCUUCAGACUGGAACUCCCGAUGCUUUCAGUGAGGCUUUGACAUCUAACACACAUUAUGCAGUAAAUGGAGUCUUGACACCUGGAGUGAAUUAUUCAACAGAUGAUAAUCUGUCACCCCAAACGCCUUACACAGUGGAUGAAGCGAUCGCACCUGAAAUUCUGUAUCCAGUGACUACAUCUGAAACGCCGGAUCUCAUAACAGGAGCCGCGGCAGACGGAGUGACUUAUAUUGCGAGUGGUGCUCUCUUAUGGCAGACAGCAAAUGACGCCUUGACGAAUGAAACGCCCAAUGCAGCUGCGGGUGGUUUUCUGACAUCUGAAAUGCCUUAUGCAACGAACGACAUACCUGCCUGUAAAGGUGCAGAAAACGAAACUGGAAUCUCCUCUGAAAAUUCAGAUCCUUCCUUUCCAGUCACUCACCUGGCGCAGGAGGACCCACCUCGUUCAGCGUCGAGUAGAACUCAACCCAGGUAUCUCAUGGCAAAGAUGGACAGCGGUUGUGUGGUGCUACUGGAAACUAGUCCAUUUCAAGUGGACACCUCAGCAUCGCCACAAGACUCUCAUCUCUUGUAUACAAAGCCCCGUAUAACUGGCACACUCCCCCGCUCUCCUGAGGUUCAUUUACUGCGAGGAAGAUCACCAGGUCCUUCGUUGGGAGAUCCCUCCCCGAGGCAGACAACUCAAGUCCUCGGCGAGUCUCCUCAAAGGACACGCCUCCCUCACCAACAUCGAAGUUCUCGCCUCUUCCUUCCGUCGGGCGAGGCAAAGAAGCAGCACCAGAGAGAUUUAGCCAAGGUUCGAUCGAGGGAUUACAUGAAGAAAAAGGAGGACAACCACACGGCGCUCAGGCGUCAAGAGCAAGAACAAACAGAAAUAAAUCAUCAACUCAACGAAGCGUGUCGCAGUCUUGAAUCGAUGAGACUGAACUACCACGCUAUAUAUCAGGAAUACAGGGAACAGAUGCCUCCUUCCAUCCAGAAAGAACUGGACAAAUACGUCGCCCCCGACAACAGAUAAGGACCUCACUGCCACUUCAUGUAGUAGCUAUAUCAGACUUCUAACUAUCAAGCGACGACAAACCUUAUAUUAAAUAACGAAAGGUACAAUGAUACUGAAUUGCAAAUAAAACAUACAAAAGAAACGGUAGGAAGAUGUGAAGGUUUGACAAAUUUUGCUGAUGUCGUCUGUAGUUUAGUUGCAUAUAAUUUUAUUAAAAAUAUUUAUAUAGAAUAAAUAAAAGUACCAUAUAUAUUUAUAUAUUUAUUUUGUUUUUAUAUAUUUGUAAUAAAGACUAAAGCUGUA